This is a messenger RNA of Emericellopsis atlantica, 932 nucleotides long. RefSeq lists its product as uncharacterized. Lineage: Eukaryota; Fungi; Ascomycota; Sordariomycetes; Hypocreales; Bionectriaceae. The transcript has 3 exons. Gene Ontology annotation, molecular function: SNAP receptor activity. Gene Ontology annotation, cellular component: cis-Golgi network; Golgi membrane; Golgi medial cisterna. The coding region runs from base 149 to 835 and encodes 228 amino acids. The record is from RefSeq and is a predicted model, not a curated record. Gene Ontology annotation, biological process: vesicle fusion; endoplasmic reticulum to Golgi vesicle-mediated transport.
UGGCCGGUGGGUACGUACUCUAAGGUGGGUAAGGCGCAGGCGCAGGUGACGCCCGGGCCUUUGUCGUCGGAUAUGAUACAAUGUACGUGCCAACAGGGUGAAGCCGAACUAGAUACUAUCCCAUCAACACAGAAUAACCACCACCACCAUGUCUGCGCCGACGGGCAACGCGGGCUGGACGCAGCUUCGGCAGCAAGCGCGGAACCUAGAGACCCAGACACAAAGCCACUUCCAUACGUAUUCGCAGUUCGCCAGCACGGCCGACAUCCCGAAGAAGCCAUCGCCAGAGGAGAUUGAGACCGAGAAUAAGAUUGAGGAAUUGCUAGAAAAGCGCGACGGCAUCAUCACCCAGCUCGCUCGCCUUCUGGACUCGGAAGCCGCCCUCACCUCCUCUGCCGUCAAGCAGAACAACCUCUCCCUUCUCAGAGAGAACCUCGCCAACCACCGCCGCGAUCUUACGCGCUUGCGCUCCAACCUAAAGGAGGCGCGCGACCGAUCGAAUUUACUCGGCAGCGUACGCGAUGAUAUCAAGGAGUACCGUGCCAACAACCCCGAGGCGGCCGAGGCGGAGUACAUGGCGGACGAGGGGCGCCACAUUGACCGCAGCCACGAGAUGACGGACAACAUUAUCAGCCAGGCGUAUGCUAUCCAGGAUAGCUUCCUGUCGCAGGGCGAGACCAUGGCCAGCAUCAAUAGGAGGAUCAACAUGGCUGCCAGCAAGAUUCCCGGCAUCAACACCCUCAUGACCAGAAUCUCGGCCAAAAAACGGAGAGACGGCAUCAUCAUGGGCACGUUUAUCGCUUUCUGUUUCAUCUUGUUCUUCUUCCUCUCGUGACGGGGGGAAAUGCGUAACAGGGUCUCUAUUAUCUUGCAUGGGCGAAGGCGUUCAGGGACGGGGGUUAUCAGCGUAUUUCAAUUGUACAAUAAUAAUA